AUUUAUCUAUUUAUUUUCUUCUCGUUCCAUUUCUCUCUGAGACUCUCACACUCACCCCUUUCUAACACACCGUAUUCAGAUAUCUCAAAACCACCUUCACCGUCGUCGUCGUCAUGAAACCACCUGGUCUGGUCACUGCUCAUCAUAAUUAUCAUUAUCAUCACUCUACUCCAACCUCUAAUUUUCUCUCUCAAUUCUGUGUUCUUGCACGAACCACUUCCAUUUCACACCUCAAUUCCAAUGCCUUCCUUAGACCUUCUUCUACAAUACCCAUCUCUCUAAAUCCCCCAAUCGUCAAACCCUCUCGUUGGAUCACACUAUGCUCCUCAAUUCCCCCAAAAUCGUCCGAUGUGUUGGCCACCAAUCAGUACGAAGAGACUCAGAAUUUUAACAAUGAUCUUCUUGAUGUUGAAGAUAACAGCGAGAGUCGUCGAUUGAACGUCGAAGUGCGACAACCCAAUAUGCCACCGUAUGUUUCUCAGGUGGACAAGUUGAGCUUAAGCGACCGGGCUUUCUUUCUCUUGGCCUUCAUUGCUUGCACGACAUCUGUGGCAUUUACAAGCCUUGUUAUUGCAGCUGUUCCAACACUAUAUGCAAUGGGUAGGGCGGCAAUAUCUCUUUCAAAGUUGGCGGACACUGCUACUAAGGAGCUCCCUAGUACAAUGGCUGCAAUAAGGUUAUCGGGCAUGGAAAUUAGUGAUCUUACCCUUGAAUUGAGUGACUUGAGCCAAGAGAUAACUGAUGGGGUUAACAAAUCCACUCAAGCUGUGCAAGCAGCAGAAGCUGGAAUUCGACAAAUAGGUUCUUUUGCUCGAGAACAGACUAUGUCAAUGAUUCAGGAGAGGGCAAACCUACCCAUCAUCUCUUUGCAACCAGUUGUUGCAGGGGCAGCAAAGAAGACAUCCCGUGCCGUUGGCCAAGCUAGAAAAACCCUCAUGAGUAUCAUCUCCCGAGGCGAGUUUAGCUUGGAGAAUGAUGAUAGUGAUACAGUGGAUAGGUUAGAAUCUUAGAGCUUGGAAAGUCCAUAUUCUUUUGUUACCCUUUCUGUGGAUCAUAGACAAAGAAGGCAUCAACCCAAAAAGUGUAGUUUAUUCAGACAAUUUAUAUGCAUAGAUAAUUUAAGGUCUAUAUGGCAUAUGAGAAUUAGAGUACCUAAAUAGAUAGAAUUGCAGAUUGGCACAACCAUUAUGCAUGCUUCUUUAUGCGUGCACAUGCAUUUGUAUAUGACCAUAUUUAUACGUCCACUUUUACAUUUUUUGGAUUGGAAAGGAAAAUGACUUUAUUUAUUUAUUUA
This is a messenger RNA of Cornus florida, 1294 nucleotides long. RefSeq lists its product as uncharacterized. The record is from RefSeq and is a predicted model, not a curated record. The transcript has 5 exons. Bases 114 to 1010 code for a protein of 298 amino acids. Lineage: Eukaryota; Viridiplantae; Streptophyta; Magnoliopsida; Cornales; Cornaceae.